Messenger RNA from Mizuhopecten yessoensis (Yesso scallop), 4124 nucleotides. RefSeq names its product RNA polymerase II-associated protein 1-like. Gene Ontology annotation, cellular component: nucleus. The transcript is spliced from 3 exons. Gene Ontology annotation, biological process: transcription by RNA polymerase II. Bases 19 to 690 code for a protein of 223 amino acids. Lineage: Eukaryota; Metazoa; Mollusca; Bivalvia; Pectinida; Pectinidae. The record is from RefSeq and is a predicted model, not a curated record.
GUUAUAUGUUACAGAUAUAUGGCCCUACUCCAGCAGUACGAGGCCAUGUCGUUAUAUGUUACAGAUAUGUGGCCCUUCUCCAGUAGUACGAGGCCAUGUCAUUAUAUGUUACAGAUAUAUAGCCCUACUCCAGCAGUACGAGGUCGUGUCGUUAUAUGUUAUAGAUAUAUGGCCCUACUCCAGCAGUACGAGGCUGUGUCGUUUGGUGACUCGUUGUUUGGCUGUUAUAUACUGCUUCCCCUACAACAGAAACAUGUGAUACAGCUGAGGAGGGCUGUUUGGGUAGAAUACAGGGGAAUUCUGAGAACCUUGUACCUUCCCGUUAAAGAGUUGCUAGUCCCCAUUGAGGGUUUCCUUGUUCCUGAAGAGUCGGACACAGAGCUACUCCGACUUUAUCUGGAGGGCUUGUUGUCUGGGAGUGUCCAGCCUCGCUGGUGUCCAGUACUGUAUCUCACCUCCGUCCAUCAUGUCAACCGAUUCUGUUACACCCAAGACGGCAAGCACAUCCAGCUCAAACACAACAUGCUCCGAGACACUGUCAGUUGUCAGAGGCCGGAAGUGAAACAGCACCUAUUGUUCUACAAAACUGCCGAUAUUUCAAGGAAUUAUGGGAUGGAACUGUAUGACACUCUGCCACCGUCACGACAGAAGUUGAUGCAGGACAUUGAACAAAGCUUAAAUAAAGCCUAGCAUAUAUAUAUAUAGCAAAGGCUACGUGGGAAUACUCACAAUGUUGAUGUUUACAGGGAAUGGAUGUUUACGUGAAUCAUAUGGAUGUUUACUGAAACAUGGAUGUUUGUGGUCAAGUGUUAUGAUAGUCCGAAUUAUUCUGACGUUUUAUCGACUUUUUUGUAUAUCGGUCUGUCGUCAAUUAAUUAAUCGACGACAGACUGAUAUAAAAAAAGUCGAUAAAACGUCAGAAUAAUUCGGACUAGUGUUAUGACUGUUUUCUGUGGAUGUUUUGAUUGAAUGAUUUGGUUCACUACAGCCAACUGAAUUGAAAAGAGUGCAAUAUGUUGGAAAUUAUUUUACUCUCAGUUAAUUCAUUAUUACAUUAGUUUUAUUUUUCACUCACAAGACAGAUUUUCAGUGACGUAUUAAAAGUGUAUAAGGAAUCUGUUUGUGAUUGAUUGAGACAAAGAAAUCUUGACAUGUCCCAUCACACAUCGGGGGUGGGGGAUGUGUAUUUCACUGUAAUAUAGACAUGUGACAAAAAAAGUGCUGAUGAUUAAAACAUUAAAAUUUUAAAAUCUUAAAUCAAUUUUGUCGAUUCUAUAUUAUAUUAUAGAAAGUGACUUUAUUUUCAUGAGCUCAUCAAACCCCCACCCCCUCUGUGAUAGUAAGCAAGUGAACCAGCGUUGAUUACCUUUCCAGUAUCCAGGGGCUGUUCUAUAAAUAAAUAUAGGAGAGGAGGUGGGUGGAACGUUUAGAGACCCAACAACCCAUCCAAUUUUGCUGAUACUUCUAAUAGUUGGCUAAUUUCAGAAAACCUACCAACCAAUAUUUAUCAAUGAAAGUGCCUUCCACCCCACCCCACCCCUCCCUUCCAUGUGUUUCUGAAAUAGCUUAGUUAGCAACAUAUAUGCUAAAUUUAGAUUACAGUAGCUAUGCCACCUGCAAUAAAGUUAGGGUGUAUACAGGAUCCGGGUUGUCUGUUUGAUUGUCCUUCCAUUCAUCUGUCCAUCUGAUGUUUUUCUGUAGACAAUGUUGUUCACCCCAAUUCUCCCAAAGUUCUACACUGAUUUUAAUGAUAGUGCCCAGAACCCAUUCAUCCUGGAGAAUGUGAAUAAAGUAUACACAUUGGAGUCUCCUAUAUACAGAGUUAUUCCUGUUUGUUUAAAAGCAUUGCUUGCACUGCUUCCAAAUUGCUGCACAGAUUUGAAUGCUAUUUGGUACAUAACACUUAUAUUGAGGAGAUGAGAGUAAAUAAAAUGAAGUUACCUCCCCUUUUUAUGGAGUUAUGCCCCUUCCUUGAAAAAAAAUGCAUGUUAAUCCUGUCACUUUUAACCUUCAUUCCCAACUAGAGAGACUGGGACAUUGCUGGGACAAUUUUGAAUAUAUAAACCGGGAACAGUGGGACAAGAUUGAUAAAGGCUGGAUUAAUGAUUCACGAAGCUUGAUGUUAGUUGUUUUGCUCUCGGCGUUAACUUCUUUAAGAAUCAGAAGUCAAAUUUGAAUAUGACAACAUAUUCAUCUAAAUAAUUGAGUUGUCAAUGCAUGGGAAUGUCUGGAAAACUAUGUGUAUCAUAUUACCCCUUAAUGUAAAAAAAUCUUCGUACUGUAAAUCAUUUCAUUUUAAUGAAUGUGGAUUUGUUUUACAAAUAGGGAUUCCCCCCCAUUUAAGGUUUCCACAGCUGUGCACCCCUUAAUAUUUUUUUACACUUAAGAAAUUUCUUGCAAUAACGUUAAACAGGCCACCUUAAAGAUCGUACAUUAAGUCAUAUUGGAAAAAAAAACAUUUAAAAAAUAUUUAAGAUUUAUUGGACUUUUACUUCAGUUAUUAUAAUGGUACGUAAUAACGUUAUUUUAGUCAAUAAUAAGGCAUUAAGAUGGUUGUGUUACAAAGUUAAUCAGCAUUAUACCAUGUCAAUCUCUUUUGCGACUCGGCUGAAUGCAUUAGUAUAUUUAUAUAUUUAGUUCAUGCUAAGUCCUUUUCGAGAAAAACGUUCCAGCAAAAGAACUUUGUUUUUCAACAUUAAUUAAUGUCCCAUCGAGGACAUUGGUGAAAUAGUUAGGGCACAGAUACUAGCCUCGUCUUUCAAUACACAUAAUAUGUGUAUUGACAAACGAGGCUAGUACCUGUGGUUGGGGCCAGUUAAUUUUCCAUAUGGUGGUCUCUAGUCCUCACGAAGAGAGAAUAUUUAUUCAGAUAGACAAGGCUGCAAGUUAAAACUAUGGCCAUUUUUUUAUGAACAUGAAACUAGUCUAAAUGUACCUGUACAAUCCAGAAGGAGGGAGCUUUCGGUUUUUUGUUGUAAAGGACGUUAGUGACGGUUAACCAUGAACGUUCAAGGUGUUUUGUCCUUGUAAAGAGUUGUCUUUCUUGCCCUAUCUGGCGGACGAUGUCUCUUGAUCUCAUCGUGGUUAAAGUGCUUGAAUGGAAGACUUUGCUUGAAAAAUAGAUGUUAACUUAAUAUAACUGAAAACGUGUUGGAAUUGAGGUCUUUGCUCGAAAAGUGAAAGAAAUGAAUAGAAAAGUGCUGGAAUACUUUAUCCAUAUUCCAUGGAAAGCGCUUGAACACUGAAGACAAUUAAUAUGAUCACAGAUCGUUCGAAUCCCUGAUCGGACAUAAAAAGGUACUUCACCAGCCAGACCACAUGAUUUUCUCCACAGUGUGAGUUAAGUUAGGUGGGGUGGACUUUUCGACAUGAGAGCGUUCCCUCCUUCUUGUAUAUAUAAUUAUUGGGGGUGUCAUUUUUACCGAAAAUCUAUCUAAACCCCUAAAACAUGUAAAACAACUCUGAACACCUAAGUUUAGGUCCAUGUAUAGUUGUAACAAAUUCUCAGGUUCCGGUGAUUUUCUCCGGGUACUCCAGUUUCCCCCCGUUUAAGACUCUCAGCACCUCUUUCCGUGCGAUAAUUCAAACUUAGUACACAUAUUGCGUACCAAUUAUACUGUAGCUCAGAGAGUUCGCAUUUCAGUAGUCUACAUGCAUUUUUGGUGGAGUUAAGCUCCUUUUAUUGCAAAAAAGGGCAUUGUGCGUGUAGUAAAUGCAAGAACGUUUUUUUAUUUUUUAAUCAUGCCAGAAGCAAUAAUGUUCAACAUAUAUUACGGGUUUUUCUGUCGAGUCUCCACUUUCCGCGUUUUGGCAUAUCACACUUGACAUAGCAACGCUGUUCAUCGUUUUUGCUGUUAAUUUUUUCUUGUUUACGCGAUUACUCAAGCUAAAACACUUUUCUUACUUUUAAAAGCGCCGAGCAGGCGACACAUCCACUCCUGUGUAAUUCUUGUUAGAUAAACCCACGCAUCAGUGCAUACAUUUCACUAGUCGAGUUAUUUACUGUUGCACAGGUCUGAGAUCAUGGCUGUUACUUUAUUUUGCAGGUUGUUGGAGACGUUUUGAUAUAAACAUUUGUCAGACAAUUACAAGAUAAUGUUCGAAUAAAGACGAGCUUAAAGUGA